Messenger RNA from Diceros bicornis minor, 6400 nucleotides. It is a transcript of the gene GAB3, whose product is annotated as GRB2 associated binding protein 3. Lineage: Eukaryota; Metazoa; Chordata; Mammalia; Perissodactyla; Rhinocerotidae. The coding region runs from base 13 to 1782 and encodes 589 amino acids. The record is from RefSeq and is a predicted model, not a curated record. The transcript has 10 exons.
GCGGCGGCCACGAUGAGCGCGGGCGACGCCGUGUGCACGGGCUGGCUCGUCAAGUCGCCCCCCGAGAGGAAGCUACAGCGCUACGCCUGGCGCAAGCGCUGGUUUGUCCUGCGGCGCGGCCGCAUGAGCGGCAACCCCGAUGUCUUGGAGUACUACAGGAACAAGCGCUCAAGCAAGCCCAUCCGUGUGAUAGACCUCAGCGAGUGUGCAGUGUGCAAGCAUGCGGGUCCUGGCUUUGUUCGCAAGGAGUUUCAGAAUAAUUUUGUGUUCAUUGUCAAGACUACUUCUCGUACAUUCUAUCUGGUGGCCAAGACUGAGGAGGAAAUGCAGGUGUGGGUGCACAGCAUCAGUCAGGUCUGCAACUUCAGCCACCUGGAGGACGGUGCAGCAGAUUCCGUGGAGAGCCUCUCUUGCAUGCCCUCCUCCCUCCAGCCGUCUCCUGCCAGCUCUCUUCACACGGCCUAUGCUGUCAGCUCCUCUUUGCCAAAAGAUGACCCAAGCACUAGUACUGUAGCCACUGAGGAAACCAGAAGUGAGUCAGAGUUUCUCUUCCUUCCUGAUUAUCUGAUUUUGUCCAACUGUGAGACUGGAAGACUGCACCAUGCCAGUCUACCCACCAGGUGUGAUAGCUGGUCAAACUCAGACCGUUCAUUGGAACAGACUUCAUUCGAUGACGUUUUUGUCGACUGUCUACAGCCGCUGCCCUCUAGUAACUUGGUCCACCCCUCAUGCCAUGGGAAUGGAUCUCAGGAGGCGCCUUCCACAAGGCCUCAGGCUGCCCUAAUGUGGAGUAGAGAUAUAAAUGGGCCAUCCAGGGACCACUUUUCUUCACCAUUGCUGGAAACUUCCUUAAAUCCCACCAUUCAGGUAGAUAAAAACCAAAGUUCCUUGCCCUAUGGGGUAAAAGAAGUAGACAUUAUGUCCAACACACCACCUCCCCGCCCCCCUAAGCCAAGCCAUCUCUCUGAACGGCGCCAAGAGGAGCAGCUCCUGUGGAGUGGGCACAGCAGCAUCAAGAAGCCAGACUGCACUAUGGUACCAAGAAGAAUCUCCCUCUCUGGUUUAGAUCACAUGAGAACCUGGAAAGCUGAUGUAGAAGGCCAAUCCUUAAGACACCGAGACAAGCGGCUUAGUUUAAAUUUGCCAUGCAGAUUCUCCCCAAUGUACCCCACAGCUUCAGCCAGUGCCGAAGACAGCUACGUGCCCAUGGGCCCCCAGGCCAUUGCCUCUGGUCUUGCAACCCACUGCAGCCCUGAUGAGUACAUCCCAAUGAGCUCAGGAAGCAUCUCAAGCCCACUGCCUGAGCUACCUGCAGACCUGGAGCCUCCCCCAGUGAACAGAGAUCUCAAGCCUCAGAGGAAACCACGGCCACCUGCCCUGGACCUGAGAAACCUCUCCACCAUCCGGGAACACGCAUUGCUAACCAGGACUCACACUGUGCCGUGCAAUCGAACCAGCUUUCUCUCUCCAGAAAGAAAUGGUAUUAAUUCUGCAAGAUUUUUUGCCAAUUCUGCUUCCAGAGAAGAGGAAGAAAGCUACAUCCAAAUGCAGGAGCACAGAGCAGCCAACUCCCUGAGCAGUGGUGCUCUGACGUGGACGAAGAAAUUCAGCCUGGAUUAUUUAGCCCUGGACUUCAAUUCAGCAUCACCAGCCCCUGUACAGCAGAAACUUCUCCUUUCAGAAGAACAAAGAGUAGACUAUGUCCAAGUGGAUGAGCAGAAGACACAAGCUCUCCAGAGCACAAAGCAGGAGUGGACGGAUGAGAGACAAUCUAAAGUGUGAGAGAUGUGGGUUUGGGCUGUGUGUGAGAUUGGGAAGCUUGGGGCUUGCUUUGAGUUUUUUGCUAGAAUUGCACUGAUGGUCAACGCCGGUCAAGAUUCAGAGAGAAUGUGUAAUUUCUGUGGGCUUGGCAAGAAUCUUUGGGAGAGAGGAUCUAUUUGUACACAUUGAACAGGGAAAAGAAGGAAGCAGUCUUCUCGCAGAGGAGGCUCUGAGGGAGUCCAGGCCCUGCCGCUGCCCCCACCUGUCAUAGCAGUUUCCUUCUCUGGCCACACUUGCUCAUGCCCAGAGCCUCAUGGAUGCUUGGAGUUGGCUCCACAGUCACAAGAGGCAGAGACGGAGGAUUCCACAGCCAUGGACUGAGAUGUAGAAAACCCCAUUCAUUCAGGCAGAGUUGGAACAAUAAAAACAAGACUUGGGAGAAUAUUUUUCCCAGAGUUUGGUUAAAAAUCUCUACAGUGAAGCAUUCGUAGUGCAGAUUGGAGUCAGUAUUACUACUGACAGGAUGACAUCUUUUGACUCCAAUACCUGAAAUUCUGACCUCUCUCUUGUGCUUCCUUUGGAAUCAUAAAUUAUCCCAGCAGAGAGGCGCCUGGAGACCAUCCUGUCCCUGCCCCUAAAGACACGGUUGAGGAGAUCAAACCCAGCAAUGGUGACAGAAUCUGCACUUCUUACUCCAAAAACUCCAGCAGACAAGUCAUUUCUAUCCCCAAAGAAAGACAAUUCAAGUGACAGAGGCAAUGAGUCCUGGGCUCCAGGUUGAGCAUAUCAGAUGACACCAGUGGCUCUAAAUGUCGUGGUUAAGCAGCUACCUGUGGCUGAGUGUUCCGUUGCUGUUGGCCUUUUCCCAAAAUGCUUUCACAUGCAUCGUCUCAUCUCUUCCCCUAAAAGACUUUGGAUGCUCGGCUUGGCAAAGAUUGUUGUUCCCACUUUGAAGAAAAGAAAGUUGAGAAGCAGAGGAGGGAACACUUUGCUCAAGAUCACUCACAGAGCCAAGACACAGAGUCAGGCUUAGAAUACAGUUGGCCAGGCUGUCCAUUGCAGGCUCAUUCCACCACCUCACACUGCCUCUGAGGAGUGUGAUGAAAUCUAUCAGUUUGGUCAACCUCGGAGGUGUGUGGGAAAACAUGUACAGACACAAGUUGAGUCAUCAUCUCCUCUCCAUUUCAUAGGAUUUUGAGCAGGUGUUUUUGUACUUGAAAGGUAUGCAUGUCAAGCCAAUGUUUCUUUAUAUGGUGUCCAAAUGGGGAACUCUAACAUAAUCAGUAGUUACCAUUAGAAAUACCUCUUGAUGAUCAGUGUGAAAUCCAUUCUUGGAUCGUGUGGUCCCCUUGCAAUGUAUUUCCCGUCAGCUGGCUAAUACUGGCAGAAGAAUAUUUGCGACCUUGGGGAAGACACAAAUCAUCCCGGGCUAUCCUAUGCUGGACCAAAGCUUUUGAGUGAUAAAGAGUUAUGACCACAAAAACAAACAAACAGAAAAACAAUGAGUUCCAUUCUCAGGUUUCCUGGCUAAUUUUUCCCUUCUGCUUUAGUGAUGACUAGGUCCCUUAUGGAACACUGGGGUUCAGGGGAUCCAGAUGAAAGUUUCAAUCAGGCAUGGGAUUUUACUUAAUUUCCCUUCCUGAUCCUUCUGAACACCUGCAGCAAGAAGACAGAUCUGAACAACCAAUAAUUAAGCCGAUACUGGUCUGCCAUUCUGACUGGCACUAUGUCGUACAUAUAAGGAUGAAUCAAAUAGGCAGGCAGGUCUACAACAGUCAGGAUUAAUCAAAGCAGUUUUAGGCUUUGCUGCAGGGUUUCAGGGUUUCAGACUGCCCCAAAGGUAAGUAAAUGCCAAAGUCUUAGUUUUUCAUACCAUGAAAGAAGUAAUUUUGUUGUUCAAAGCAGCAGGAUCUGGUAACAUAAUUUUCUUCCUGGAGCAAGGUGAGGAAAAGUUGCUGAGUGCCUUAACUGAGUGAAGAGUCCUUAAUGAGCCUGGGCAGAGCAAGGAGCGGGCUCCCCACAGCUGUGGCCAGCUCCACAUCACUGCACACCAGCUGGAGCCUGUAAGGAGCUGCCUUUUUCCCUAUGGGACUUGCGAAGAGUCACAGAGCCUCAGGCAAGAAUCCAGGUGUGCAGACUGCCAGUUCCCAUAGAUGGUAGCUUCCUUAUGUGUGGAGCACCUGUGUUUAGAUCACUGAUUACUGACAAAGGCUGGUGCAGAAAAAUUGUAUGUCCAAAUGUCAAGAACCAUACCAGAUUGAAGAUAGAUCAGAAAAGUAAAUACAUCUGAAACUAUGUCAGUAGUGAAAUGUCAUCCAACUGACCAAAAAAAAACAAAAACAAAAACAAAACACAACUGUUUCUACAGGGACGUAUUUCUGCACAAAGCAAUACACAGUUGAGUGGUGUUACUUGUUUGGAAGUGAUUAAUUAGGGAUUAAAAAAACAAAGAUGACUUCACCCUCAUUUCCAGGGUGUAUGCGAUUAUGUCCUGCUUUGAUAAAACUGCUAAUGGGUAGCUACACAAAUGUGUAAUGAGUCAGGGAUACAAAGUACAGGCAGUUUUUGAGCUGACAGCAGCAUAUGCUCCUGAGAAAGUCACCAUAAGUCAAAACAAUGCUGGCUAAUCUUGUUUUCUGGUGGAGAUAAUCCAUGUGUAACAGUGGGCUAUGAUUCUGACCAGGGUCUGAGGGUUUUUUUUUAACAGAAAUGAUCCCAGAUAUUCCAAGUCAAGUGCACACGGCGUGUCUGUACACUGUGCGGGGUGCACCUUCCUAGAGGAUUGGGGAAUCAACCUAAGGACAAUGCAGCAGUUACUCCCACAUUGUUUUCUCUAGUUCCUUUCUGCUUUGUUUCCUUCUGGCUCAUUUCGUUAGGGAAUUCCUCCAGAUCAGGAGUUGUGCAGUGCAGAAGAGAGGACCGAAGGGUCUCAAGCCUGCAAGUACCUAAGGCCACAAGCCCAGGAAUGUUGGGAGUUAAGCUUUCCUUGGGGAGGGAGGAGCCCUGGGGCCCAGCACACAGCCUGGCUACAAUGGCACGGAGUGAUCCUGUGGGGGUCAGUGUCCAGGCCACUUCACUAUGGAGCAAGGAUCAGCUGAAUCAUGGCCUUUAGGUCCCAAUCGAGACUGAAGGCUCCCUUCAGGACUGGCUUUCUCCCUUCAGGCCUCCUCAGUCCCUGUUCAUACCAUCUUUGUACUCACAAUCAUGCAGGUUUUUAAAAAUUCAUUCUGUUUUUACUAAUUCAUUUCCAGCAUUAAUAAAAGUCUUAUAAGGAGGAGUCAUGACUUAAGUUCUCUCUUAUUUUUUUUAAGUGAUGACAUCCAGUAUAAAUACAGAACACCUUUUGAAAGCUGAGUAUGUGAAAAUAGACUUCAUUGCCAUUUUCAAGUACAACAAACUUAACCUGACUCACGUGUAAUGACCUACACACAUGUUUUUUCACUGCAAACAGUUGAGCAGAUGGCUGUAAUGAGUACAGCUUCUGCUCAGCCAAACCACAUCUUCACAUCUUUUUUCUACAUCAGAAACUAGCUUUAAUAAUUGGCAGUGAUAUCAAUGGCCCUCCCUGAUACCAUGUAUAACAUGACCUUCGUCAUUACUGACAUUAAAAAGCAACAGACCCCAGCCUGCCUCUGCCCAGCAGGCGUCUUUUGUGCCACCACCUCCCUUUUCUCUAUGGCUGAGGCCCCCAGCUGCCAUAGGUGCUGGGUCAGUGGCAUCUCUAGGCCACGAAGCAAGGCUGGGACACCAGAGUAGUGGGGGCUCAGUUUGGGGGAAACAGGCCAAAGGCAGACAGGAGACAGGUUCAGGGAAUCCUGGGGCUGAGAGAAAAGAGGAGAAGCCACAUGAAAUUCCUUGCCCUGAUAUAGUAUGAGGCCGACCACCAUGAACGCAUUUUCCUGACACACCCAGUCCAGACUCAGCCCCUGACCCAAAGAAGAGCAGCUUGGCCCACAGAACUGACCUGAGAAGCAGGGACCAGGAAACCUAACCUACAGGGGCCUUGAACCCCAGGCCUCUUAUGCUCUGGCCCCUUUAAUCUAUGAGACGCCUCCCUAAGUUUCCAGCUUCCUACUUCUCCUUUAUUUCCCUUGAUCUUAAAUUGCAUUUAUUGUUAUCAUUUCCUUAUUUUAAUUGUGCUAUUUGUCUUAUAAAUUUAGUUUUUAUUUUCUGCAACUGAGAGUGUCUGGCAUGGAUGCAGGCUGGAACAGGGGGCCCAAUGGGAGAGAAAGCAGAGCUGAAAUGCAGACCCGCCACACACAGGCACUACAUUUAUGACAGAGGGAGCACUGGAGACCCUUAGGGACCUGAACACCUUUCCAAUCAAGGGUGCUGGGUCACUGGAUGGAGAGCCACGUGGACAAUAAUGAACCUUGACCCCACUCUGCUGCCAUGCACAAACAUCUAUUCCAGGUGGACCUCAACUGGGAAGGCAGAACAGUCAAUUUGACCUGUUCCCUCCACUUUAUUAGGUCCAUUUUGCUUCUGUCCACCACUGCUAUUUGGGUCUUUGUUUCAUGGUCAAAACCUCUAUUUUAAUGAGUUUUAGCCUUUGUUUGCCUUCAUGUAAAAGAACACAACCUAACUGUUUUAUGUCUGUCUUGAAACUUUAAAUUAUUUCAACUUUUUGUUCUUUAAU